Molecule: messenger RNA, 447 nt
Organism: Phytophthora sojae
Lineage: Eukaryota; Oomycota; Peronosporomycetes; Peronosporales; Peronosporaceae
Exons: 1
Molecular function (GO): protein dimerization activity
Source: RefSeq, a predicted model, not a curated record
AUGGGGAUCGCCUACUUCUUAGACCCGUCCCAAGAUCCGCGCGGUUUCGUUGACGAUGACAGAAAUAAAACGAAGAACCAGAUCCGUAAAGUGGCGAAAAGGCUGGGGUUCUCAAAAGAUGAAGUUGAUCAAUGCUUUAAGGAGGCUGGUGUCUUUUGGAAUCGGAAGCGGGACUGGACGCCGAAGCAGCGGAGGACCGAAUCGCGUACGGCCCCCUUAGAGUGGUGGGGCGAAGAGCGUGACAAGUACCCGAUUUUGUCAAGGAUUGCGCGAAGGAUUUUCACGAUGCCGCCAUCGUCGGCAGCGACGGAGAGAAAUGGGAGUACACACAAGUACAUCUACUCAAGUUGUCGGUCUCAACUUGGUCUGGAAAAGGUCAACAUGUUGGUGUCGCUGUACUGGAGUCACAUGGAGAAAAAACCGUUGCCACCGGUUGUGUACAACCCA